AUGGCGAGGCGGCGACGGGGCGCGGGGCCCCUCUGGGCGCUGGGGCUCUGCCUCGCUAGGGUCGCCGGGCAGCUGGUAGAGCCCAGCACGGCCCCGCCCAAGCCCAAGCCACCCCCGCUGACCAAGGAGACGGUGGUGUUCUGGGACAUGCGCCUCUGGCACGUGGUGGGCAUCUUCUCGCUCUUCGUGUUGUCCAUCAUCAUCACUCUGUGCUGCAUCUUCAACUGCCGCGUGCCCCGGACCCGGAAGGAGAUUGAAGCCCGCUACUUGCAGCGGAAGGCCGCCAAGAUGUACACGGACAAACUGGAGACGGUGCCCCCCCUCAACGAGCUCACGGAGAUCCCCGGAGAGGAUAAGAAGAAGAAGAAGAAGAAGGACAGUGUGGACACCGUGGCCAUCAAGGUAGAGGAGGAUGAGAAGAAUGAAGCCAAGAAGAAGAAAGGGGAGAAAUGA
Molecule: messenger RNA, 453 nt
Organism: Enhydra lutris kenyoni (northern sea otter)
Lineage: Eukaryota; Metazoa; Chordata; Mammalia; Carnivora; Mustelidae
Product: transmembrane inner ear
Exons: 4
Coding region: 1-453 (150 amino acids)
Source: RefSeq, a predicted model, not a curated record